Molecule: messenger RNA, 558 nt
Organism: Leptopilina boulardi
Lineage: Eukaryota; Metazoa; Arthropoda; Insecta; Hymenoptera; Figitidae
Product: high affinity copper uptake protein 1-like
Exons: 4
Coding region: 83-481 (132 amino acids)
Biological process (GO): copper ion transmembrane transport
Cellular component (GO): membrane
Molecular function (GO): copper ion transmembrane transporter activity
Source: RefSeq, a predicted model, not a curated record
UUUUCCUACAAUCGUAAUGUUGACUUCUUAAGUGAUACAUAUACAAAUAAAGUAAACGAAAAUUUAAAAAAAAAAAUUUACAAUGCAUUCAAUGUCGUUUCAUUUUGGCGUGACUGAGACAAUUUUAUUUGAAAAAUGGCAAACGACAAACUGGCAGGAAAUUUUAGGUUCCUCAAUUGGUGUCAUUCUUCUGGGCACAGUUUAUGAAGCACUGAAAAGUUAUCGUGACUAUCUUUAUAAAAUGACUUCAAACAAUUGUCAACAUAAAGUUUCAUCUAAAAAGGAAAGCUUAUUAUCCAUUGUUCACGCUGUUCAAACAAUAUUACACGCAAUUCAAGCAAUUUUAGGUUACUUUUUGAUGUUCAUUUUUAUGACGUACAAUGUUUAUUUAUGCAUAGCUGUCAUUAUUGGAAUGAGUGUUGGCUAUUUUAUUUUUGCUUGGCAAAAAACAGGAAAUAAUAAUAACGAAUGUUGUGCAUAAUAUUAGACUAUUUAAUUUUGUAAAAAAUUUAAUUAAUGUAAUUAUAAUUUAUUAAUAUAUUUUUAACAAAAUGUGAA